Molecule: messenger RNA, 369 nt
Organism: Penicillium longicatenatum
Lineage: Eukaryota; Fungi; Ascomycota; Eurotiomycetes; Eurotiales; Aspergillaceae
Exons: 2
Coding region: 1-369 (122 amino acids)
Source: RefSeq, a predicted model, not a curated record
AUGGCCGACGCCAUCGCCCCGGAGCCCGCUAGCGAUAGACGCCGUCUGCAACUCGUCCCUGUGUGCACGCAAUCUAGGCCGCCUAACGGAUACUACGUCGGCAACAUGAAGCGAAAUGAAACCGACCCCCUUGAACGGAGCUGCAUAGGCGACCAGUAUGGAGACCAGUGCGAAAAGGAAACGGGAUCGACGAUUCCCUGCGGGCUUUGGGGGACAAAAACAAAAGCGGGAGACGCAGCGAAUGAUGUGAGUCGUCAUUCGAAUCCACACCGCAACCCCUGCAAGAUGAAAACGCGCAGUGACUGCGCAACCGCGCAGAUGGAGGGGACGGCAGGACAGAAUCCCGGUCUGGGAGACCAAGAUAGGUAA